Lineus longissimus is the source of this 11581-nucleotide messenger RNA. RefSeq lists its product as uncharacterized. The transcript has 43 exons. Gene Ontology annotation, molecular function: DNA binding. Bases 218 to 9874 code for a protein of 3218 amino acids. NCBI's taxonomy places the organism in Eukaryota, Metazoa, Nemertea, Pilidiophora, Heteronemertea, Lineidae. The record is from RefSeq and is a predicted model, not a curated record.
CAAGAGAACGCCAAAGCAAAAGAAACCAAAGCUGAAAACCAAGUGUAAGAUACUCCGUAGGGUGAGAAAAGUAUUAAAGAAAAUUGUCAGCAAAAUCAGACGUGUCACUCGUCGUCCAAACAAGCGACCAAGGAGAAAUAAGAAAAAACCCAAGAGAGUUUCAAGACCAAAGAAAGUGAAGAAGGCUAAAAAGAAAGUGGCGAAAAUCUUGAAGAAAAUGAUUAAGAAAUAUAUUCGCAGAAAGAAAACGCUGAUCAAGGUUCUAAGAAAAGUAAAGAAAGGAAAGAGGAAACCACUUCGGAGAAGGAUCAUAGUAUGCACCAAAAUCAUCAAGCAAGUCAAAGUCAUUCGGCGAGUUGUAAUCAAGAAAACUAGUGUGCAUCGCAUCCGAAAAUGUGUCAAGAAAAUCGUACGCAAGGCACGUAAGCAGUACAAGAAGCUAAAGAGGAAAGUCAAGAGAACGCCAAAGCAACAGAAACCAAAGCUGAAAACCAAGUGUAAGAUACUCCGUAGGGUGAGAAAAGUAUUAAAGAAAAUUGUCAGCAAUAUCAGACGUGUCACUCGUCGUCCAAACAAGCGACCAAGGAGAAAUAAGAAAAAACCCAAGAGAGUUUCAAGACCAAAGAAAGUGAAGAAGGCUAAAAAGAAAGUGGCGAAAAUCUUGAAGAAAAUGAUUAAGAAAUAUAUUCGCAGAAAGAAAACGCUGAUCAAGGUUCUAAGAAAAAUAAAAAAAGGAAAGAGGAAACCACUUCGGAGAAGGAUCAAAGUAUGCACCAAAAUCAUCAAGCAAGUCAAAGUCAUUCGGCGAGUUGUAAUCAAGAAAACUAGUGUGCAUCGCAUCCGAAAAUGUGUCAAGAAAAUCGUACGCAAGGCACGUAAGCAGUACAAGAAGCUAAAGAGGAAAGUCAAGAGAACGCCAAAGCAAAAGAAACCAAAGCUGAAAACCAAGUGUAAGAUACUCCGUAGGGUGAGAAAAGUAUUAAAGAAAAUUGUCAGCAAAAUCAGACGUGACACUCGUCGUCCAAACAAGCGACCAAGGAGAAAUAAGAAAAAACCCAAGAGAGUUUCAAGACCAAAGAAAGUGAAGAAGGCUAAAAAGAAAGUGGCGAAAAUCUUGAAGAAAAUGAUUAAGAAAUAUAUUCGCAGAAAGAAAACGCUGAUCAAGGUUCUAAGAAAAGUAAAGAAAGGAAAGAGGAAACCACUUCGGAGAAGGAUCAAAGUAUGCACCAAAAUCAUCAAGCAAGUGAAAGUCAUUCGGCGAGUUGUAAUCAAGAAAACUAGUGUGCAUCGCAUCCGAAAAUGUGUCAAGAAAAUCGUACGCAAGGCACGUAAGCAGUACAAGAAGCUAAAGAGGAAAGUCAAGAGAACGCCAAAGAAAAAGAAACCAAAGCUGAAAACCAAGUGUAGGAUAUUCCGUAGGGUGAGAAAAGUAGUAAAGAAAAUUGUCAGCAAAAUCAGACGUGUCACUCGUCGUCCAAACAAGCGACCAAGGAGAAAUAAGAAAAAACCCAAGAGAGUUUCAAGACCAAAGAAAGUGAAGAAGGCUAAAAAGAAAGUGGCGAAAAUCUUGAAGAAAAUGAUUAAGAAAUAUAUUCGCAGAAAGAAAACGCUGAUCAAGGUUCUAAGAAAAGUAAAGAAAGGAAAGAGGAAACCACUUCGGAGAAGGAUCAAAGUAUGCACCAAAAUCAUCAAGCAAGUGAAAGUCAUUCGGCGAGUUGUAAUCAAGAAAACUAGUGUGCAUCGCAUCCGAAAAUGUGUCAAGAAAAUCGUACGCAAGGCACGUAAGCAGUACAAGAAGCUAAAGAGGAAAGUCAAGAGAACGCCAAAGAAAAAGAAACCAAAGCUGAAAACCAAGUGUAGGAUAUUCCGCAGGGUGAGAAAAGUAUUAAAGGAAAUUGUCAGCAAAAUCAGACGUGUCACUCGUCGUCCAAACAAGCGACCAAGGAGAAAUAAGAAAAAACCCAAGAGAGUUUCAAGACCAAAGAAAGUGAAGAAGGCUAAAAAGAAAGUGGCGAAAAUCUUGAAGAAAAUGAUUAAGAAAUAUAUUCGCAGAAAGAAAACGCUGAUCAAGGUUCUAAGAAAAGUAAAAAAAGGAAAGAGGAAACCACUUCGGAGAAGGAUCAAAGUAUGCACAAAAAUCAUCAAGCAAGUCAAAGUCAUUCGGCGAGUUGUAAUGAAGAAAACUAGUGUGCAUCGCAUCCGAAAAUGUGUCAAGAAAGUCGUACGCAAGGCACGUAAGCAGUACAAGAAGCUAAAGAGGAAAGUCAAGAGAACGCCAAAGCAAAAGAAACCAAAGCUGAAAACCAAGUGUAAGAUACUCCGUAGGGUGAGAAAAGUAUUAAAGAAAAUUGUCAGCAAAAUCAGACGUGUCACUCGUCGUCCAAACAAGCGACCAAGGAGAAAUAAGAAAAAACCCAAGAGAGUUUCAAGACCAAAGAAAGUGAAGAAGGUUAAACGAAAAGUGGUAAAUUGCCUGAAGAGAAUUAUUAAGAAGUAUGUUCAGAGAAAGAAAAAAUUGAUCAAGACUCUAAAAAAGGCCAAAAAAACGCAGAGGAAAAUUCUACGUAAAAAGAUCAAAAUAUUCACCACUGUCAUCUGGCAAGUUGUCAUUAUAGAGCAUACAAUAAUCAAGAGUACUAGAGUGCAUAGAAUUAUGAACUAUACACAACACAUUGUAAGGAAGACAUCAAGGAAGUACAAGAGGCUAAAGAGGAAAAUCAAGAAACUGCCGGAGAGAAAGAGGCCAAAGCUGAAAACCAAGUGUACGAUAAUCCGUAGGGUGAGAAAAGUAGUAAAGAAAAUUGUCAGCAAAAUCAGACGUGUCACUCGUCGUCCAAACAAGCGACCAAGGAGAAAUAAGAAAAAACCCAAGAGAGUUUCAAGACCAAAGAAAGUGAAGAAGGCUAAAAAGAAAGUGGCGAAAAUCUUGAAGAAAAUGAUUAAGAAAUAUAUUCGCAGAAAGAAAACGCUGAUCAAGGUUCUAAGAAAAGUAAAGAAAGGAAAGAGAAAACCACUUCGGCGAAGGAUCAAAGUAUGCACCAAAAUCAUCAAGCAAGUCAAAGUCAUUCGGCAAGUUGUAAUCAAGAAAACUAGUGUGCAUCGCAUCCGAAAAUGUGUCAAGAAAAUCGUACGCAAGGCACGUAAGCAGUACAAGAAGCUAAAGAGGAAAGUCAAGAGAACGCCAAAGCAAAAGAAACCAAAGCUGAAAACCAAGUGUAAGAUACUCCGUAGGGUGAGAAAAGUAUUAAAGAAAAUUGUCAGCAAUAUCAGACGUGUCACUCGUCGUCCAAACAAGCGACCAAGGAGAAACAAGAAAAAACCCAAGAGAGUUUCAAGACCAAAGAAAGUGAAGAAGGCUAAAAAGAAAGUGGCGAAAAUCUUGAAGAAAAUGAUUAAGAAAUAUAUUCGCAGAAAGAAAACGCUGAUCAAGGUUCUAAGAAAAGUAAAAAAAGGAAAGAGGAAACCACUUCGGAGAAGGAUCAAAGUAUGCACCAAAAUCAUCAAGCAAGUCAAAGUCAUUCGGCGAGUUGUAAUCAAGAAAACUAGUGUGCAUCGCAUCCGAAAAUGUGUCAAGAAAAUCGUACGCAAGGCACGUAAGCAGUACAAGAAGCUAAAGAGGAAAGUCAAGAGAACGCCAAAGCAAAAGAAACCAAAGCUGAAAACCAAGUGUAAGAUACUCCGUAGGGUGAGAAAAGUAUUAAAGAAAAUUGUCAGCAAAAUCAGACGUGUCACUCGUCGUCCAAACAAGCGACCAAGGAGAAAUAAGAAAAAACCCAAGAGAGUUUCAAGACCAAAGAAAGUGAAGAAGGCUAAAAAGAAAGUGGCGAAAAUCUUGAAGAAAAUGAUUAAGAAAUAUAUUCGCAGAAAGAAAACGCUGAUCAAGGUUCUAAGAAAAAUAAAAAAAGGAAAGAGGAAACCACUUCGGAGAAGGAUCAUAGUAUGCACCAAAAUCAUCAAGCAAGUCAAAGUCAUUCGGCGAGUUGUAAUCAAGAAAACUAGUGUGCAUCGCAUCCGAAAAUGUGUCAAGAAAAUCGUACGCAAGGCACGUAAGCAGUACAAGAAGCUAAAGAGGAAAGUCAAGAGAACGCCAAAGCAAAAGAAACCAAAGCUGAAAACCAAGUGUAAGAUACUCCGUAGGGUGAGAAAAGUAUUAAAGAAAAUUGUCAGCAAAAUCAGACGUGUCACUCGUCGUCCAAACAAGCGACCAAGGAGAAAUAAGAAAAAACCCAAGAGAGUUUCAAGACCAAAGAAAGUGAAGAAGGCUAAAAAGAAAGUGGCGAAAAUCUUGAAGAAAAUGAUUAAGAAAUAUAUUCGCAGAAAGAAAACGCUGAUCAAGGUUCUAAGAAAAGUAAUGAAAGGAAAGAGGAAACCACUUCGGAGAAGGAUCAUAGUAUGCACCAAAAUCAUCAAGCAGGUCAAAGUCAUUCGGCGAGUUGUAAUCAAGAAAACUAGUGCGCAUCGCAUCCGAAAAUGUGUCAAGAAAAUCGUACGCAAGGCAUGUAAGCAGUACAAGAAGCUAAAGAGGAAAGUCAAGAGAACGCCAAAGCAAAAGAAACCAAAGCUGAAAACCAAGUGUAAGAUACUCCGUAGGGUGAGAAAAGUAUUAAAGAAAAUUGUCAGCAAAAUCAGACGUGUCACUCGUCGUCCAAACAAGCGACCAAGGAGAAAUAAGAAAAAACCCAAGAGAGUUUCGAGACCAGAAAAAUUGAAGAAGCUUAAACGAAAAGUUAUAAAUUUCCUGAAGAGAAUUAUUAGGAAGUAUGUUGAGGGAAAGAAAAAAUUGAUCAUGACUCUAAGAAAGGCAAAAAAAUCGCAGAGGAAAAUUCUACGUAAAAAGAUCCAAAUAUUUACCACUGUCAUCUGGCAAAUUGUCAUUAUAGAGCAUACAAUAAUCAAGAGUACUAGAGUGCAUAGAAUUAUGAACUAUACACAACACAUUGUAAGGAAGACAUCAAGGAAGUACAAGAGGCUAAAGAGGAAAAUCAAGAAACUGCCAGUGGGAAAGAGGCCAAAGCUGAAAACCAAGUGUAGGAUAAUCCGUAGGAUGAGAAAAGUAGUAAAGAAAAUUGUCAGCAAAAUCAGACGUGUCACUCGUCGUCCAAACAAGCGACCAAGGAGAAAUAAGAAAAAACCCAAGAUAGUUUUAAGGCCAAAGAAAGUGAAGAAGACAAAAAGGAAAGUGGUGAAAAUCUUGAAGGAUAUUAUUAAGAAAUAUAUUCGCAGAAAAUUAGUAAAGAAAAUUGUCAGCAAAAUCAGACGUGUCACUCGUCGUCCAAACAAGCGACCAAGGAGAAACAAGAAAAAACCCAAAAGAGGUUCAAGACCAAAGAAAGUGAAGAAGGCUAAAAGGAAAGUGGUGAAAAUCUUGAAGAAUAUUAUUAAGAAAUAUAUUCGCAGAAAGCGAAAGCUGGUCAAGAUUCUAAAAAAGGCAACGAAACCAAAGAGGAAACCACUUCGGAGUAGGAUCAAAGUAUGCUCCAAAAUCAUCAAGCAAGUCAAAGUCAUUCGGCGAGUUGUAAUAAAGAAAACUAGUCUACGUGGCAUCAGAAAAUAUGUCACGAUUACUGUACGUAAGAUACACAAAAUUAAACAGGAAUUAAAGAUGCAACUUAGAAAGAACCCGAAGAAGAAGAAUCCUGUGACAAUGCGCAGGUAUAAGAGGUAUUGUAAGGUGAACAAAAUAAUCAAAACUAUUUACCACAGCGUCAUCCAUAUUUAUAGGAAGAGAAACAAGCCAAGAAGAAAACAGAAAAAAGGGAAAAAGACAAAAGUGUGGAAAUCAAAAGUGACUAGACCAAAGCCAAAAUCGAAUACAUUGAAACUGGUUGAGCGUGGUGUUAUAAGAUUUUGCAAGAAAUUCCUAAAACGGUACCAAAAGAAGAUAACUUUGCUGAACAAGAGACGAAGAAGAAUACCAAAAAGAAAGAAAAGGAGAUUACAGGUGAUAAGAAGAAAACUCAAGACGAUUUCAUAUAUUAGAAAACAGGUUAAAUAUGUUUCAGCAACACUUGUAAAGAUCAGUUCUGUUCACAGUAUGAGGAUGGUUGUGAAGAAAACUAUUAAAAGGACAAUUGAAAAUACUCGGAACUUGAAAAAGAAGCUUAGGAAAACCACUAAAAAGAAUAAACCAAAGCUGAAAAGGCGCAUUAGCAGGCUGACUCGUGUGAGCAGAGUUCUUGGUAUGAUCCUUCGCCGAAUUACAACCAUUUACCAACGAGUGAAGACAAGAAAGAGAAAAGGAAGCAAGCCUAAACUUUCUGCUAUCAAGAGAAAGAUUAUUGUGGUUAUUCGGAAGAAUGUUCGAGUAAUUGUCAGGGGUCUAAAGAAGAUUCAGACAUUGAUAAAGAAAUCUCCAGCUCAAAAGUUGAAUAACCUUCGGCAGAAAUCUUUAUAUCAGCUGGAAUUGAGAAGAUUGAAAUGGAUUCGAAGAGUCAUAUUAAAAAGGAAGACUAUUUAUUCUAUGAGGCAAUUUGUGAAGCGGCUUCUCAGUAAAUGUAGGCGAAGAAUCAAAAAGAUCAGAAGCCGAAUCCAGAAAGUUCCAAAGAAGAAACGUCCGUACUAUGUUGCAAGGCUUUUUUCAUACCAGAGGCGGAAAACAAGAAUCUUGAAAAUCAAAUACAUUCUUGAUGAUGUACGAUCUCGACCUGUCUCUGCAUACGAAAAAGUGCUCAUUCGGACAGUCACUGGUCAGUACCUAAAGGAAGUCCGAGUUGACUCUGGAAAACAAGUAAGAAAACUCCAGAAAAAGGUUAAUGAGGAAAAAGGGAAAAAUUUAAAUGAGAUCGAAAGGUUUACCUUUGAGAUUCAGUUCUAUAUGGAUGUUAUUCACUAUGUCGAUUAUCUAAAGUUGAUUAUUGACUCGUGUAAAUCCUUCGGGAAAGUCCAGAACGACCUUCAGAGACAGGUUCAAAUAAUUAACAAGGAAAUAUCGACAUUAAUGAAAACAAUGGACAGGAAAUUUGUCAUAAAUCGAUCUAAGUUGAUUAAUAAGCUGGCGCUUUUGCGCCGUGAAAAGAUUUUGGUAGUAACUCUUGUAAAGAAAUUGAAGAUAGCCGAAUCAACACGUCGUAACAGUAAACGCAACGUACUAUCUCUCAGAGACACUCUACUGCGAUUCAUCAAGCGGCUUCAUAAGAGGGAGAUACUGAUAUUGCAUCGCGUUAAGAAAGCCUUGAAACGCGUCAAGGCAGUCAAGAAGGUGAAAAAUAUGAGACGGAGGGUACGGUAUUACAGGUACGGAGUCCGAUUCGUCCGUAAGAUCAAGAUGAUACUGGUAAAAACACGAUCUGUCAGACGUUUUGACAACAAGUUGAGACGAAAGGCCAGAAGGCUGAUUCGAAAGGCCCGUGUCCAGAGAAGGAGGAAGAGACGUAGCCGAUACGCCAUCACCAGGCACAGGAUGAGGCUGGUAAGGCGCAUCCGCCGGAAAAUUCGUGUUGAUCUGAUUAUCAGAAGGAUCUUGCGGCAGCUUCGGAGGUUCAAGCGCACCACUGCUAAACAGACAUAUGUCAAUAGGCGAAGCAAAACUAGGUCAUUCCGACCAAACUCUAAGAUUUCACGGACCCUGAAGAAGUUAGUUCGACGGAAGAAGAGAAUCGCGCGUAACAUCAAUCGUCUGUUCGGGAGAUUGGGUCGUCGUACGAGGAGACGUCUGUUAAGGAGAUAUGCACUGUUGAAAAAGAUUAUCACCAGAGGUAUCAGGACUAUCCUUAAGCCCCGGAAGAAGAGACCAAAGUCGGGAAGAAGCAGAGUUGGAAGAAAAUCUAAGCGCUGUGCAGACCUUCUGAAAGCAAUGAAGCAUUGCCACUGCUGUCAUCGAUGCUGUUUCAACAAUCGCUGCUGCAAGAAAAAGCAUUCCUGUCCACCGGGAUAUUACCUGACCAAGAGCAGGGGAAAAAACCGCUGCGUAAAACGCUGCAAACGUCCUUACAAACGUUAUUUUUACAAAGGAAAGUGGUACUGUAGGCGACCCUGCCAACUUGGUUACAAGCGUUAUGGACCUAACUGCCGUCGAGUGAGCUGUCCAAGAGGCUACAAAAUCCAAAUUCGAAUGAAGAAAGUGUUCUGCGUCAAGAAACGUUGUCCUAAGGGCUUCUUCAGGGUCAAAGGCAAGGGAACAUGCAUCAAGAUAUCAUGCCCAAAAGGUUACAAGCGAGUCAAGAACAAAUGUGUGGCCAAGAAGUGCAAACUCGGAUACACGAAAUUGAUCACAAAGAAGGGACCCGUCUGCGUGAGGAAAGUAUGCGCUCGAGGUUACAAGUUGGACAAAAUGGGAAACUGCGCUUUCUAUAAAUGCCCACGAGGAUACUCAAGGAAGAAGGGCAGAAAGAACAGUUAUUGCAUUAAAAAGACGUGCAAGGUUGGAUAUCGGAAAUACACGACCAAACAGGGGAAGAUUCUCUGUGUGAAAAUAUCUUGUCCUGUCGGCCACAAGGUUGUCAAGGGACGAUGUAAAUUCGUAAAGUGCCCUCACGGAAAGACGCCACUGAGGGUUUGGAAGCGAGUGUACUGUGUAAAGAAAACAUGUCCGAAUGGUCGUCUGCUCAACAAACAAAACAAAUGCGUCAAAUGCCCCGUUGGAUAUUGGCCUGUUGCGAAGAGAGGCAAGAAGCGUUGUGCCUAUCGCGGAUGUCCACGCCUUUACUACAGAGUAGGAAAAGGAAACAAUAAACAGUGUAUUAAAAUGCCAAGAUGUUACUAUCCCUUCGUCAGAAAGAAAAUGAAAGGCAGAUGGCUGUGCGUCAAAUUCAGAUGUCCUCGAUUCUACAGCAUGAGGAAGAGUAGGAAGGGUAGACCUUACUGCGUCAGAGUCACGUGUCCGCUUGGCUAUCGCUUUAACUCCAAGAGGGGAUGCCUGUUCAGAAAAUGUCCAAAUCGAAUGGCAACCGUCAAAGUCGGAAAGCGAUAUCAUUGCGUAUCAAAAUGUGCUUGUGGAUAUCGCAGGAGGCCCAAUUCCAUGAAAUGUGUUUGGUACGGCUGUCCAAGAGGGUUUAAUAUGUUCAAGAAAAAGAAGACAAGAUACUGCGUGAAAGUCCAAUGUAGGAGAGGUUACAAGAGAGUCAAACGCAAAGGGAGUUACCUGUGUGUACAGAUUGUGUGCAGGUGGGGAUACCGUGUAAAAGGCAGCAAAUGUGUUCUCUACAAGUGCCGCAAAGGCUCCACUAUGAACAAGGACAGGAGGGGGCGGCUCUAUUGCAAGAAGAAGACCUGUCCCCGCGGGCAGAUGAAGGUUUCAGCACCUGAUGGCACCAUUUAUUGUGUACCAACUGGAUGCGGUCCCAAUGAAAAGAUGAUUGACGGAAAUUGCAUGGCUGUUGGAAAGAUGGACAUUGAAGAGCAAAAGGUAGCAAACAAUAAAAAGGCCUCACUGGAAACAAUCGGCGCCAAAACUGUGACCAAGAGCACCAUCAAAACAAAAGGCAAGAGUAUCACAAUCAUGACGAAGGCCAAGAUGAAAAUCGUCUGCCGGAAACUGAGACUCGAGAAGAUCGGCCGAUCCAUUAAUGGCAUCCAGAAAAGUAUGAGGAUCUUAAAGAAGGCAGUCACCAAUGCGGGACUCAGUGCUAGUGCAGGCGCUCUAAAGAAAUCCAUCCAAUCAUCUUACAGCAGCACGAAGGUCAAGGUCGAUAAGCUACUCAAGACCAAGAUCAAAUAUGUCGUAAAGGAAGGUCCCUACAGGAAGAUCAUCUCAACGAUUCGCAGGACCAGGAAGCGUGUUGUUUCCUGCAUAAGCAGCUUCAAAUCGACUAUUAGGACGGCGAAGAAAAAGAAGCUGAUAUCGACCAGCUCCUUUGUAGCCUGCAACAAGAGACUCGUACGUGCCAGGAUUAUUCUUGGAAAUAGCUUCAAGAAAAAGAUGUCCAAAGGCCACUAGGAUCUUACCAGAGAAAACGACCAACGGAAACUAUAAAAGGACUACGGCUACGGACGCUUGAUGCAUUACCGCAAGAAUCCAAAAUUAUCUCGUGGAAUUUCGACAAGACAUUUAGUGCGCGAUAUCUUUGAUGUUGUUAAUAUUGUCUUCCUGCAUACAGUUUUCUAUAUUACAAUAAUUCACAGGUAAAAUCAAAACAAACAAAUUGAUGAUGAAAUAAGCUAUAUGAUGUCACACAAUGAUAAAGAAAAUAUGGGGCAUUUUGUCGAAAGUUUGAAAUUCUCUCGUUCAUAUGAGCGCACAGAUUCUGGGACUCGCGCAAGGGUUUUAGGACCUCAUUAAAUUGGCUUAAUAGCGCUACUAAAUUAAUUAAAGUUUAAAUAAGGCUUGUAUUAUGUGACAAAGAUCAAGUGAAAAUCAGCCAGUAAGGGAACAAUACAUGGAAACAGGUUUAUAACUUGUAAAAGCCCCCUAUUAUCAGAAUGUGGAGCCUGUUGCUAGAAAACCUGCUGUAGCAUUGCUUCCGCAUUAUUAGUCUUUAUUAAUUCUCGACAUUUACUCAUGUAUAUAAAAACAGGCCACAAAAUACGAUGUGGAGUUAGACUUUAUACCACAUCACUGAAAGAAAGCAGUACAUGUAUAUGUAUGUUUGUAUCACACCACUUUACUGGAAAUUGCCUUUUAUUUGCCUUACAAUGAAAGGAACCUAGUGGCUGCCUCUCGCGAAAUCGAUAUGCUAGAGAAACCCUAUCCAGGUUCCCAGUGUUUUGUAUUACUUCAUUCGCCGUAAGACAAUAUUUGUAUAAGCACACGGGAAGUAGGGAUGUCGACGCCUUCGUUUCAAGAAGGAGAAAACUCAUUCUUUGUCACUUUGAGAGAUCAUUCGUUUGUGUCACGCAAAACAAUCACCGAUACAUAUGAUUUUAAUGGUUCAUUCGUCUCACGGCGUUCCUCAAAAAUGAUUUUAAGAAAUCAUGUGCGUAUUAUUAGUCAAUCAGGAGCCCUCUAUCAAGCUUGUAUGACGCAAGAAUUAGCAUCGGAGGCUUCUGAUUCGUCAAUAUGGACAGGAAGUCUAAGAUAUCGUGCUUGCGGAAUGACAUGAAUGCAACGAAACUAACCAAACAUGUACUUUCGUUUCGACGCUGUCCCGUUCUAAUCCGGUUGCUCUGAAACAAAGGCUGUUAUACGUAUAGAUUCGGGUCUAUUGCUUCCACAAUUCCAAAAACUAAUAUAGUAAUAAAGACUUUAUCAAUUCUUGGCAAUACAUAUAAGGGCAUAAUAGCCAGCCCAAUGGGAGUAGGUCCAUUGUUUUGCAGUGACCUGAAACAUUACAUUUCCAGUUAUACCAGGUAUAUGCCAGGAGUUGCCUCAAAAGCAAGUCGGUACUGGGUCUGACCAUCACAUUAUAAUACAAUGCAACUACUGUAACCUAAAACUAAAUAGCCAUAAGGGUUUCUGGUCGAAUUGGCCGAUAUGUUAUGUUUAACAAAUCUUAGUUAUUCAAUUAACUUGAAACUUUGAUUCUUGUGUGUGUGCAUCGAGCGAAGAAAUUUUAAUUUUAUUCAAAAUCUCUAUCGACCAAUUUUAACUAUCUUCGUUAUUUUCGAAACUGUCCUCGUAAUGCAAUGUAUGAAUGACCAGAUGACUGGACAGUCUGGUUAGGAUGAUGCGAGAACAACGAACAAAUAAACUUUAAGCAGCAAAUUA